GAGUGAGUAACUGGAAGUCGCAACCGGGGGACCCACUCAGUCACCACGAGAUCGGCAAGCCGAAUGGUCUACCGCGCCGGUGGUUCUUCUGGAAAGUUUGCGAAGAGUCAAUGGGAGCUCCAACAGGAAUUCUAAAUUAGGCCCGCAUCAUCCUUUCGAAUGUCAACGGGUGGGACCAUUCGCAGGACCUACCAGGAUCUUAUCGUGGCGCAGGUGGACAGCCGGUUGUGUUGCGUCAAUUGCAUCCUGACGUAAAACAAGCCGACCAAAUACGAAAAUUAUUUUGCAAAAACUCCGACGAUGUGGAGAUUUCUAGUGCGCUGUUAUGUCACCUUGACAUCCAUCUGACGCACAAUAACUUUGGUGCAUCUUUCGCGAUCUCAACUCCUGAGUAUCGCGAGACUACGAUAUCCUCGCGUGACAGUUUGUCGUCCGGCGACGGUGGACGAUAGCGAACAAUAACAACAUUAUUUUCGGAGCAAUUCCAAACACCGAUUCGCGGAGAGAUCGCGGAGUGCGCAAGUGGAUGCGAGCGGAAUCUAUCGCCCGGAGCAGCCGAGCACUUUCCUGCAGGAGGACAAGGAAGAGAUGAUCUUCGAUCUGCUGGUGGCCGGAGCCUUUGCCCUCGCCACACUAAGGCGGUUUUCGGUGGCAUGGAUAAUUUUCCUCUUCAUUCUGAACUCGGAAUUUCAACUGUACUCGGCUUCAGGAAUUUGCGAUCCACCUAUCCGCGUAGAGAGUAAUAUUGCAGAACCCUGGUUACAACCCUGUGGUAUCAUACUGACAAGUGUGACCGAAAAUACGACGGAUUGGCAGCAACGGCACAAAACGCACAAAUCCUUGCAUACAGUGCGAACGUCGAUGCGAGUCGCAAAUCACACCUACUUUACAUGUUUCAAAAAGGAGAUGCAGGACAUACACCAGAAUUUUACAGAAUAUAUGCCAAGUCAGCAGUACAAAUUUGAUUGGUUGCCCAAGGGGCUACUCAAACGGUAUUGUAGAGAACUUUUGUGCCUGGGAAAGGAUCAAAAAGCUCAGCAUCUAUUUCCAUAUUUAUACGAUAGUCUUCAAAAAUACGCCAUUACGUUUCAUGAACUUAAAAAAUUUCGUCUCAAUUCAAAUGUCGAAACUACUGAAAUCAUACAGUCUCGGAACAGGAUAAUUGAAGUAAUAUUAAAUCAGAUUCUUCAGAUGAUGUGCGAAGUUCAGACCGCUAUGUAUAAGUUGCAAAUCCAUCUUCCUCCUCCGAACAAUGUAACGAUAAUAACAUCCGAAUUUUGGUCUAAAGAGGGCGGCGUAACUCAAAUGUUGGUUCAAGACUGGGGAGUGUUAAAAAUGUAUAAGGAUUCUUUGAAAGAUUGGUUAGCAACAAUACGCAACGCUUUAAAUAACACGCUACCCGUUGCUUGCCAAAUUAAAUCACAAAACAAAAAUUUUCGAAGACGAUGUAUUUUGAGAAAGAGGCAUCAAAAAUUGAAAAUGAAAAAAAGGAUCAAAUCAAUAAAGAAACAGUUUCCGUGUGGUCGACAUAAUUCCUCGAAUCGAAUAUCGAGGAGAAGAUUAAAUUGGAAUAAUUAAAAGAAAUUUGUACUAACGGGUAUACAUUACGUUUCGAUCUAAGAAAUCUUUGCGUUUAAAAAUAAGGGAAUUUUAGGGAAUAGGAAGCUAAGAUAAGCCUUUAUUUUUAUACGUAGAGCCAUUUUUAUAUUUUUUUUUUUUUUUUGCGUUUGAUAUCGACAAGAUCUGCUGAUCAUUUAAAGACAUACCGCUCCUUACAGUAUCAAUCAUGUACUUAUAUCAUACUAACAUAACUUCGAUAUUUAUUCCAUCGUCGCGAUCAUUCAUUCAGAUAGUUUUACUCGUUUAAUAUUUUUCGUAAGUUUGUCAAUAAAGAACCGUGCCUGAUAUUGUAUUAAGAUUAGAUAUCUUAACAGCCAUGAAAAACAUUCGCUUAAUUUGAUAAAUAUCUUUCCAGUACCUAAUAUCGCGAAUCAGGUUUUGAUUAUGGUAAUACAAGUUGUUUAUCGAUAACACGGCAUACUAGAGACUACAGUAUUAAGAGAUCUACUUCAGAACAGUAUUAUAUAUAUAUUCAAUAACAUACAGAAUGCCGACAUGAUCGAUAACAUUGAUAAAAAUAUUUUGAAAUACCCGGUGCAUAUUUUAGAUUCGUGAAAUAUCAGUUCAAUAAAUUACAACCGCGGCUAAGUGCAUCUGAAAUUCGCAAUCGUAUCGUGCGUAUGCGUGCAAAAGGCAUAUCAAAAGCCCAUUCUCAGGCACUCAGCUAUCCGAAGACAACGAAAAAUAUGUUAUGGAAAUGUGUAUCGAAAAGAAAGGAAAGUACAAGAAAAAGGAUAAGUUUAUAGACGCAUUUCGCAUGUCCGAUCGGCCGUCUUGUGCACGAUAUAUUUAUAUCGAUAUAUUAACAUAGAUUAUUAAGGCUUACGAUCAAAACGGUUUGUUAGACACGAGGCUCGAUUAAAUCGACGAAAUCUACGCGACAUGCAGGUAUCGAUAGCAUGUGAAAGGAUCAACGACGAAUUUUUAGGCUGUUCGUAAAACCUAUUUAUUCUAGCUUUACCUAGCACUACUUAAGCGGAUGACGAGCUUAAUAUUGUUUAGCUGUGAUAUCCCGAGUGUACACGGACAUACAGAGUUCCUACGUUUAUACAUAGGCAAAUAUACAUAUAUAUGUACAUAUAUACAUAUAUAUGUAUAUACAUAUAUAAAUAUCGGUAUCAUGCAUUGAUAUGUACCGAUAUUUAAAUGAGAUUCUCUCCUCUUUUCCGGUGUGUCUAUAGAAUCUCGCCUUGUCAUGCGAACACAUGACAAUUUUAUCUUUUAUAAUUAAUCCGUUGAUCGUACGCAUGCGAGAAAACAAAGGAUUAUUAGGAAUUUUAAGAAAAUUCAUUUGAUUUAAUUUUUCCUGAGCACCAGCAUGUGCGCGACAAGAUCCUUUACGGUCGAUUUAAAUAUAUUUGUGUAAAUCUGAUGUUUUUUAUACUGAAAUAUAUGAUACUUAAAUUUACGUUAGUGUCUUAACGUUACACAUAAUUUUGUAUUACAUAUGCAGACGUGCUGCGACUCAAAUUACUCGUAGUGCAUUUGUUCUCUUAAGUAUACAUUCUUAUGCAUUUUAUCCAGUAUAGAUAUGUAGUAUAUUUAUUCGAUUGUAUAUGCAUACUUAUACAUACAGCGUUCUGUUCUAUUUAUUGUACACCACGUUACCAUUGCAUAUACUAUUUAUUGUCAUUCUUUUACUUUUAUGUAAUCGCCUCGAAUAAAUCCCAAUGUUUUGUAUCAAAUUGAAGUUUGAAUGACCUUAAUAACUCACAUAAUAAU
Molecule: messenger RNA, 3342 nt
Organism: Cataglyphis hispanica
Lineage: Eukaryota; Metazoa; Arthropoda; Insecta; Hymenoptera; Formicidae
Exons: 4
Coding region: 589-1578 (329 amino acids)
Source: RefSeq, a predicted model, not a curated record